Molecule: messenger RNA, 1967 nt
Organism: Spea bombifrons (plains spadefoot toad)
Lineage: Eukaryota; Metazoa; Chordata; Amphibia; Anura; Pelobatidae
Gene: TRAFD1
Product: TRAF-type zinc finger domain containing 1
Exons: 12
Coding region: 137-1843 (568 amino acids)
Source: RefSeq, a predicted model, not a curated record
CAAGCGCUCAGUAUGAGGAAGUGACCCGCAGUCUGUUUGUCUCCCGAGUGUCACUGAUUAGCGGUUUUCUUGUUGACAGCUGGUUACCGGGUGCAGCGUUUCCGUGAUCCGAAGGCGACAUAUACCGAAAAGGGACAUGGCUUCUGAGGGCGAGCAGGAGACAAGGCUGUGUGGGAACUGUAAACGUGACAUUCCAUCGAUUAACUUUACCAUGCAUGAGAUUCACUGCAAGAGGAAUAUCAGUGUGUGCCGGAAAUGCAAGGAGCCGUUCCCCACCAGUGACAUGGAGGAGCACAUGACCUCAGAACAUGCCCCGGUGACAUGCAAGUGUAAAAUGAUCAUGGAGAAGCGUGAAUUGGAGGAACAUGAGCACAGUGCCUGUCCUCUCCGCAUGACUAAAUGCCAAUUCUGCGAGCUGGAACUUCAGUUUGCUAAGCUAGGUGACCACGAGGAUUACUGCGGAGCUCGGACAGAGCGCUGUGACCAGUGUGAACGCAGCGUAAUGACUAAGGAUCUGAAGGAUCACCCCAAGGUGUGCGGCAAGGAGACCGAGCCCAAGAAACCUACAGGGUUGCGGAACCAGCUGGAUUACGAUGGGACGGAGGAUGAUGGAGCCUGGUUUGAAAGCUGGAACAAUCGAAACCCAUUCAGGGAGAGCGGCCUCCGUGGACAUGUGCCUAGUAGAUUUUAUGGCCGUUCUGUUUUAACGCAAUCGCUGAAAAAUGUUGAUAGAGUAGCAGAGAAAAACAGAGUUACUGAGCAAAAUCUGUCAAAAAAUAUCCCAGCAAAGCCACGCGAACAACACGGAGCAGGAGCAUUUUCUGAGAGGCCUUUCCAAAACCACGGUCGUUCCAAAAUGAAUUCAUUCCAAUUCACGAGCUUUGAGAACGACGGCCGUUCUAGCCCCGACCCUGACCCUUUAGAAUGCGAUGAUUUCUGGAAGCAGUUUCACUCAGAAGAUAUUGGAAAGACCAAGAAUACCCGUGGCUGGAUGGAUGCCAGCCUUUUACCCAACAACGAAGCUGUACAAUUUGAUCCUUUCUCUAUUCCUGACACAAAUGACAUUCAGUUACCGUGUGAAUUCUGUGAAGAGCUGUUUCCAGAACAUGACCUUAUUCUGCACCAAUCUGGUUGUAACACAAAUCCGUUGAUCUCUAAUGGAAGAUUCCCUCCCAGACCUGUGCAGGAGUUUAAAGAGGAUCCUAUUUUAGAUUGGAUGUCAAAGCCGAGUGUCCAGACUAAGAGGUCCUCUCCUUCUCCACUUCCUGUCCACCAGCCCCACAGCGUCUUCAUCCCGUGUGAAUUCUGCGGUGUGCUGAUUGAUGGAGAAAUUCUGUUCCAUCACCAGGAUCAGUGUGACAUGUGUCCAAGUUCAGAAACCUUUCCUCCGGUUUCACCGCCCCCCCUUCCCGUUCCCGACAAAAACACAAAGGAGGAGACUGGAUUUUUUGGAAAGCCUCCAACUGGCCUUUCUGUCAAAGGAGAUGUGGUGCCUUCCUUUAGAAAUAACCAAAAGAAAGAAAACUCUACAGCACAUCCUCGUUCAUUGAGAUCCCGCGGUCCAGAGGAGGAUCGAAAAUACCAACCCAAAUCAACUAAUGUUUCAAGGGCUGCGCCUCCUACGAGAAGAUCAACUAUAGAGGAAAUUAGGAGAACAAACAUGGAGGAGAAUAUGAGACUGAGCAGACGUCCGUGCAAUGACUAUGCUGAUCCCCCGUUCUUUGGCAGUUCGUUGCGCAGGGAUCCUGUGGUUUCAGCAGCUGCAAGCAACCUCAACCCAAGAAACAAGCCAAAGACGAGGAACGUAAAUACCAGGAGUGGAGAUGUUCAAAAAGAAGAGUGAGUGACCGUGGGGGCUGCUCGUUAUCCUCUGUUCCAAAGUACUGAAUAACUACAAACUCCAUUAUACAAUUCCAUCACUUUAGCUUUGAGAGCCGUCGUGCUGAUCGCCUCUCUAGCACAAUACA